Molecule: messenger RNA, 2666 nt
Organism: Engraulis encrasicolus (European anchovy)
Lineage: Eukaryota; Metazoa; Chordata; Actinopteri; Clupeiformes; Engraulidae
Gene: fignl1
Product: fidgetin-like 1
Exons: 3
Coding region: 139-2271 (710 amino acids)
Molecular function (GO): ATP binding; microtubule severing ATPase activity; ATP hydrolysis activity
Source: RefSeq, a predicted model, not a curated record
CGGGAAGUUUGGAUAUUCCCACUAGCAAAACAGAGAGCCCAUGCUGGUGUUGUAGACUAGUUCUAUUGCACUACGUGCUGUGAUUACAAAAUAGUUGAAGUGUCAAAGUACAUUUGUGAGGGCUGGAGCAGUCCAGGCAUGAGCAGCGCACACCUGGACGAGUGGCAGCGGAGGUCCUUUGACAUUUCGUCUGGCACGUGCACACCUGAACAGACGGCCGAUGCCUACCGGGCACACAUCCUGUCCAUUCAGUAUGCAUGGGCGAACCGGGAGCUUUCUCCAGCCGCCUCCGCCAGCCUGCUGCGGACGUACUCGGAACGCUACGCGGCGGUCCUGGACUCGGACGACCCGUGCCGCGGACUCAACAACUAUGCAGAGAGCGCCCUGCAUGUGGCGCGCAACCAGAAGAACCACAGUGACAAGUGGGAGUCGUCGCUGAGCAGCUCGAGCGUGCAGAGCCUGCCGUGCGUGCAGAGGAUGCUGCAGGCCUGGACGGGGCUGGCAGGGAAGUCCCCGGUGGCGGCAGCAGAUGUAGACAUCGUCGUUGGUGGGGAGGGUGGUGGUGGGAAUUGUGGUGGUGGUGGUGCUCCGGUUCUCUCCACAUCUGGUGUCAGGGUGGAACAACACCCCCUUCCCAGUGGUGCGGGGCAGCAGGCCUUCAGAGGCAGCAAUGGCCCGGCCACUCCAACCCCAACCACCUCCUCCCACCCCUCAGCAAAUGCAAUGCAGCAGCAGAGGCCCAAAGCCUGGGACUCGGGCAUCCACACAACAGGCCAGACUUCUGCACCUUUCCAAGCAAAAGCUUGGGACACUGGCAAGCAGACAGGCCAGGCUGUAUCUACAUCUUUCCUAGCUAAAGCUCCGCUUUUUGGACAUAAUACAGGCAGCAAUGCAGCCAGCCAGCAACAUUCAUCCGGUGGAGCCUCACACUGGCCACAGAACCAGCAGUCCGUGUUCAUCUCCUCCUCCUCAAACCCUGCAAAGAGGAAGAACUUCUACGACUCAGCAGGGGAUAAUUAUAACAAUAACAACAAACCACCUCAUACUCACGCUGGUUACGGGGCACAGGAUCCCCACGCCACAGGGAGGAGAGGCGAAGGCCUGGCAGGUAGCAACAGGGCCUUCAAGUCGGCCCGCGAGCAGUUCAUCGUCGACCAGCAGAAGAAGAACUCCCACCAGCCGCAGCGAGGCCAGCCUUCAGGAGGAGGAGGAGGAGGAGGAGGAGGGGCGGGCAUGGUGAUAAAGAAAUCCUUGGGUGCGAACCGUCAGCGGGGAGCCUUCUCGAAGUUCGUCUCCCCCAUGCCACGGCAAGACGAAGAGUGUGGGCCGUCAAACCAGGCGCCCCAGGAGGCCCCGAUCAUAGACGAGCGCCUGAAGAACUUUGAGCCCAAGAUCAUCGAGCUGAUCAUGAGUGAGAUCAUGGACCACGGCCCGCCCAUCACCUGGGACGACAUCGCCGGCCUGGACUUCGCUAAAACCACCAUCCAGGAGAUUGUGGUGUGGCCCAUGCUGCGUCCGGACAUCUUCACGGGGCUGCGGGGCCCGCCCAAGGGCAUCCUGCUCUUCGGCCCGCCAGGCACAGGUAAGACGCUGAUCGGCAAGUGCAUCGCCUGCCAAUCGGGCGCCACCUUCUUCAGCAUCAGCGCCUCCUCGCUGACCUCCAAGUGGGUGGGCGAGGGCGAGAAGAUGGUGCGGGCGCUCUUCGCCAUCGCCCGCUGCCACCAGCCCGCCGUCAUCUUCAUCGACGAGAUCGACUCGCUGCUGUCCCAGCGCACCGACGGCGAGCACGACAGCUCGCGGCGCAUCAAGACGGAGUUCCUGGUGCAGCUGGACGGCGCCGCCACCUCGGCCGACGACCGCAUCCUGGUGGUGGGCGCCACCAACCGGCCGCAGGAGAUCGACGAGGCGGCCCGCCGGAGGCUGGCCAAGCGCCUCUACAUCCCGCUGCCCGAGGCCCAGGCCCGCCAGAAGAUCGUGACCAACCUCAUGAGCCGGGAGAAGAGCCAGCUGGCGCCCAAGGAGCUGCAGGGCAUCGUGGAGGCCUCGGAGGGCUUCUCCGGGGCAGACAUGACACAGCUGUGCCGUGAGGCAGCGUUAGGGCCCAUCCGCAGCAUCCAGUUCAGCGACAUGGCCACCAUCACAGCCGAGCAGGUGCGGCCCAUCGUCCACGCUGACUUUCAGGAGGCACUCAAGACGGUCAGGCCCAGCGUCUCCAGCAAGGACCUGGAGCUCUACGAGGAGUGGAACAAGACCUUUGGCUGCGGACGCUGAUGGCAGAGACGAUGUUUUUUUUUCUUCUUUUGUCAGUGCCAGCCCUGUUUUGUUUCAAAAGAAUAUAUGAAGCAUUUGUUCCUACAAUGUUAGAUGUCUCUGGUAGUUAAAAUAUAAAAUUCCAAAUGCAAAAAGCAGUAUGUGCUCCACGCUCCUGUCCUCACAAUCUGGUGCGUCAACAGGAAGGACUUCUGGACCUCCUUUCAGCGAUAAAAUAUAAAUAUAGGUCUUAAAUGAAUAUAUUUUCAUUUUAUUUCACUGUCUAUGUGUGGAACUUUUGAAGUAUUAGAAAGAAAUACUCAAUAGAUUGUAUGUUGAUAGUUGUAGUAAAUGUAAUAGAUGUUGUAUUAUUUUAUUUGUGACUUAAAUGUUAAUAAAGCACAGUUCUAUUUAUA